CCGCUCGGGGGGGCGGCCCGCGCCGUGGCGCGGGUGGCGAACGCGCUGCGGGCGCUGCGGGCCCCGCCAGGCCCCGGGGACACGGUCGGGCUGCUGGUGGGCAACGAGCCCCGCUUCGUGUGGGGCUGGUUCGGGCUCGCGGCACUCGGGGCCCGCCCGGCCUUCCUGGGCACGGCGCUGAGACCCGCCGGGCUCCGGCACUGCCUGAGGGGCUGCGGGGCCAGAGCGGUGCUUGUGAGCGACGAGCUGUUCGGGUCGGUGGAGCCGCUCCUGCCCACCCUGCGCGAGGACGGGGUGGCCGUGUGGGUGCUGGGCCGGGGGCCGUACCCGCCGGGGGUCGUGGCCCUGCAGGAGCUGCUGGACGCGGCCUCGGACCAGCUGGAGCCCGAGGACGUUUGGGAGCCCCGGGACAUGAACGAGACCUGCCUGUACAUCUUCACCUCGGGCACCACCGGGCUCCCCAAAGCCGCCUGCGUGUCCCACCUCAAGUCCAUCAUGUGCCUGGGCUUCUACGAGCUGGUGGGAGCCUCCAGCGGGGACGUUGUGUACCUGGCACUGCCCCUCUACCACAUGGCCGGGGCCCUCCUGGGCGUCGUCGGCUGCCUCGGCAUCGGAGCCACGUGUGUGCUGAGGGAGAAGUUCUCAGCCAGCCAGUUUUGGGAUGACUGUCGUGCCGAGGGCGUCACCGUGUUGCAGUACAUUGGGGAGCUGUGCCGGUACCUCGUCAACCAGCCCCAGCGCCCUGGUGAGCGGCAGCACGGGCUCCGGUUGGCCGUGGGCUCUGGGCUCAGACCCGACGUGUGGAGGAGUUUCCAGCAGCGCUUUGGGCCCAUCCGGAUUGUGGAGACCUACGGGAUGAGCGAGGGAAAUGUCACCCUCUUCAACUACACUGGGACCCCCGGGGCUGUGGGCAGGGGCAGUUUCAUCUACAAGCUUUUCUCGCCCUUUGAGAUCGUUCGGUUCGACGUGGCCGCGGGAGCCCCGGAGCGGGACCGGGCCGGGCGCUGCAUCCGCGCAGGGCCGGGCGAGACGGGGCUACUGAUCGCACCGGUGACCCCCCGGACCCCGUUCCUGGGCUAUGCGGGCCCCCCCGAGCUCUCAGAGCAGAAGCUGCUCCGGGGGGUCUUCGCCGAGGGCGACGCGUUUUUCAACACCGGGGACCUGGUGGAGCAGGACCGGGACCAGUUCGUGCGGUUCCGGGACCGCACCGGAGACACCUUCAGGUGGAAGGGGGAGAACGUGGCCACCACGGAGGUGGCUGAGGCCCUGCUGGCCCACGAGUCCCUGCAGGAAGCCACCGUUUAUGGGGUCACUGUCCCAGGGCACGAGGGCCGUGCCGGGAUGGCAGCGCUGGUGCUGCAGCCGGGACAUUCCAUGGAUGGGCCAGGGCUGUUCCAGCACCUGGAGCAGCUGCUCCCGCCCUACGCGCGACCCCGCUUCCUCAGGGUGCAGGAGCAGCUGGAGAUGACGGAGACGUUCAAGCAGCAGAAGGUCCGUCUGGCUCAGGAAGGGGCUGAUCCUGGGAUCAUUCCCGACCCGCUCUUCCUGCUGGAUGAGGCCUCCCAGUCCUACAUCCCGCUGGAUCCCGAGCUCUGGGAGCGGCUCCAGGCUGGGCACCUCCGCAUUUAACCCCCCACGGGAGACCCCAAAGCUCCUGGGGGGCCCCAGAGCUGGGCCCGGGGCUGUCCCGGGGGCUGCGGGGGCUCCCUGUCUGUCCUGGGGGUCCCCAAAUCUGUCCUACCACCACCUCGAACCCCGCACCCAUCCUGGGGCGUCCCUUCAUCUGUCCUGGGGGGUCCUCAUGUUCGUCCUGGGGGUCCCCACAUCCAACCUGGGGGUCCCCAAGUCCAUCCUGCCACCCCUGUGAUCCCCACACCCAUCCCAGAGGUCUCCACAUCUGUCUUGGGGUCUCCCAUGUCCGUCCUGUGGAUCCUCAAAUCUGUCCUGG
Messenger RNA from Corapipo altera (White-ruffed manakin), 1948 nucleotides. It is a transcript of the gene SLC27A3, whose product is annotated as solute carrier family 27 member 3. Gene Ontology annotation, cellular component: endoplasmic reticulum. The annotation marks the transcript as partial. The record is from RefSeq and is a predicted model, not a curated record. NCBI's taxonomy places the organism in Eukaryota, Metazoa, Chordata, Aves, Passeriformes, Pipridae. Gene Ontology annotation, molecular function: long-chain fatty acid transmembrane transporter activity; long-chain fatty acid-CoA ligase activity. The transcript has 10 exons.